Leptopilina heterotoma is the source of this 360-nucleotide messenger RNA. RefSeq names its product component of gems protein 1-like. The coding region runs from base 26 to 358 and encodes 110 amino acids. The transcript is spliced from 2 exons. The record is from RefSeq and is a predicted model, not a curated record. NCBI's taxonomy places the organism in Eukaryota, Metazoa, Arthropoda, Insecta, Hymenoptera, Figitidae.
GUUAACAGAUGUUAAACAAAACGAAAUGCCUGUCCAGGAUGGUUCAAUCGCUGAGGAGAUCACUGCGAAUCGGCAAAGUAAUAAAUCAAAAAAAAGAGGUCCACCACAUCAAAGAAGUCCAACAAUUAGGUCAACAUCCAAUAAAUACAGAAGACACUACAACAUUCCAGUACCCGACUACAGACCAUACAUACAACAAUAUAGACAAACACAAACACAACUACAAAACCAAAUUAUCUGGCACAAUUACAAUCAACACUAUUAUCAAAGAUUUCACCCAUACCACAAUCAACAACAAUACAGUAAUACACAAUUUCCACACAACAACCAACAUCACAGAAAUCCAUAUUUUCAAUAAGG